AUGAAAGACAGAAAUUUACAAAAUUCAAUUGUUUCUUAUACAAGAAGUACCAAAAAACUACUAAGAAAUUUGAUGGAUGAACAUAUGAUUUCCUUGGAUUAUUUAUCUAACCAGAUAUGGAUGUUUAACAUUAGUGAGCUCAGGAAUCGAGUUCUCAUUUUGACCACAGGAGUUUGGAGAAAGCAGACCAGGUCUUUUGCUCACAGACUAGUUUAGUCCCAUAGUUUAGAUUGUAAUAUUAAAGAUACCAUUGACUUUGUCACCAAAACACCAAGUGGUUUAUAUAUUAUCCACCCAGAAGGAUCUAGUUACUCAUUUGAGAAAAUAAAGUGUUAUAUGGAUUACAGAGGAAGUGGAUGGAUGAUGAUACAGAAAAGAAUAGAUGGGGUCUCUGAUUUCCAAAUACUGUGGUGGGACUAUCUGGGUGGAUUUGGUGAACUUUCAAGUGAAUUUUGACUAGGACUAAAAAAGACCUUUCAUAUAGUAAAAAAAAACAGUUUUAUGCUGUAUAUGGCACUGGAUUCUGAAGAUGACACAUUCUCUUAUGCAUCAUAUGAUAAUUUUUGGCUAGAGGAUGAAGCGAGAUUUUUAAAAAUGCACUUAGGACAGUAUCCAGGAAAUGCUGGUGAUGCAUUCCAGGGCUUCAGAAAAGAAGAUAAUAAGAAUGCAGUGCCUUUCAGCACAUCAGAUGUGGAUAAUGGUGGGUGCUGCCCUGCCCUCCUGGGCUGUGGUCCAUCUGUGAAGAGCUACACUCAUCUCAGUAUCACUGGCUGGUGGUUCAACCAGUGAGGUCUUCUGAAUCUGAACUUCCCUGGAAAGCUGCUUGCAACUGGGAUUCAACUGGGCACAGGGAAAAACAACCUACCUGUCAAGAUUAAAUCUGUUUUAAUGAAAAUUAGAAGAAUUUACAAUCCAUAUUUUAAGUAA
Molecule: messenger RNA, 927 nt
Organism: Talpa occidentalis (Iberian mole)
Lineage: Eukaryota; Metazoa; Chordata; Mammalia; Eulipotyphla; Talpidae
Gene: ANGPTL5
Product: angiopoietin like 5
Source: RefSeq, a predicted model, not a curated record